CAACCCAUUCCCAGUUUGCAUUGGGCGGGCGUAUCGUUGGCCACGUCCCCGGGCCACGUCGCGCAGUACUCGCCAUUUUUUCACCCGGUCAUAGAAUAGCACCGAUAAAGCUGUCGGACAAGCACAUCACUGACUGUCUGACUUUAUCAGGAAGUCUAGUCUGACACCUGCAUUCUAAAUACAUAUAGUCUCAUUUUACUGAGAUAAGACCUACCAGUGUUCUGCGGCAAAAUGAACGUUUUCAGACUCACCGGGGAUCUUUCCCAUUUAGCAGCUAUCAUCAUCCUACUGCUUAAAAUAUGGAAAACCAGAUCAUGUGCCGGUAUCUCUGGGAAAAGCCAGAUUUUGUUCGCCUUGGUAUUUACCACUCGCUACCUAGACCUACUCACCUCCUUCAUCUCCCUCUACAACACCUCCAUGAAGAUCAUCUACAUCGGCUGCGCGUAUGCCACGGUGUACAUGAUCUACGCUAAGUUCAAAGCCACCUACGAUGGCAACCAUGACACCUUUAGAGUGGAAUUCCUGGUGGUUCCUGUUGGUGGCCUGGCUUUCCUGGUGAACCAUGACUUCUCUCCUCUGGAGAUCCUGUGGACCUUCUCCAUCUACCUGGAGUCCGUGGCCAUCCUGCCCCAGCUCUUCAUGAUCAGCAAGACGGGCGAGGCUGAGACCAUCACCACCCACUAUCUGUUCUUCCUGGGCCUCUACCGCGCCCUCUAUCUCAUCAACUGGAUCUGGCGCUUCUACUUCGAGGGCUUCUUUGACAUGAUCGCCAUCGUGGCCGGCGUAGUGCAGACCAUCCUUUACUGCGACUUCUUCUACUUAUACGUCACAAAAGUACUGAAAGGAAAGAAGCUGAGCCUGCCAGCAUAAGUGCCAAACCCAGCACCUCAGCAGAAUCGCGUGGGGGCACAGGACAUCGCUGCCACCGCGCCCAGUGUAAGAUGCCUGAGACGGAGUUCGAACAACAAAAACACACAAAAAAGAAAACAAGGGAUCUGCCACUGCUUCUUCUGCCGUCUUCUGAUCCAAUUUGUCAGCAGCUCCAGAACAAAGCCGAGGCCAUCCCGUGGCUUCAACCAACUCCAACUCCACCCCCCCACCCCACCCCGCCCACCCCCAGUCCCGUACAAGCCUUCGGAUUUCUGUUUUACGCAUCUUGCCUUAACCUUUUUAUUAUUCUGUAUAAAGGAAAAAAAACCUAAAAAAAACAAAAAACAAAAGUGUUUUUUCUACAUCAAAGGUGUUCUCUCCAAAAUUUGACAAACAUCAAUGUUUAAAACCGACAAAAAGCAAACAAAAAAAACUCUAAAACGCCUUGAAAUUGGCAUUGUGUGAUACUCAAGGGGACUUGUUCUUAUGGUGAACAUUGACUGUUUGUAAGAGGAUUUGAAAUCAAAAAAUAAAUGUGCGUUGUUUCCUGAGAUGAUGGAAGUAUCUGUCGGACGGUGUGCUCCCCCCUUUCCAGCCCCAUGGCAGUUAUUGAAUGGCUGUUGUUUUUCCUAUUACUCCGUUGUCAGCCCAUGUACAUUCCUCCACUAAAGAAUGCCAGUUAUGGAAGGAUGGUUCAAGCGCCAUGCUCCUCUUCUUUGUUUUUUUUUUUUUUUUUUUAAAUCAGUACAGACCAUUCAUUCUCUAUUACUGUUGGCUACAUUACAAAAAUGAAUACCCCUGCCCCAAAAUCCAACAGUACGGUUUAACCUUACACCUGUUAAGAAGUUGAAUUUCUGCAUCUGUUCACUAAAGUUCAUGUCAUGUAGUGUCAUGAUGAUGUCGUCUAAAAGGUAUAGAAACACUGCCUUAUCUUCAUCGCUGUAAAUGGCCUUGUUCAUGUAACUGGCAAAUAUCCUUUUUUUUUUUUUUUUAAUACGCAACCCAUUGUUGUAUCAGUAAAGUAUCAACUUGACUUUUUAGAUGGGUCUUUCAUUUCAAAGUAGUUUUGCCGACAGGAAGCAAACUGAUUAAAUCCAGUAACAUGGUGUGUAAGAUUUUGAAGCUUAUGGAAGAGAAUUUUUCCUAUCUUUCCUAUUAUUUGAAUAUAGAUAUGUCAUUUUGUCUUAAAUAAACAGCAAUGCCCAGAGAAAUAUAAACACGAUGUGCAUAUUGAUGAGCUCAUGAAAGUUUUGCUUUCUUGACUUUAACCAGUUUGAUUUAUUAUGGGCAUUGUUUCACAUUCUCCCAACAAUCCUCUCAUCUUUUUAUUUUCACACCCCAACCAUUCCUCUGUUCUCUAUAACUUUUUUCCCUUUUCUUUCUGUUUUUUAUUUUAUUUUUUAAAUGGAGCUUUUGCAUGAUGUUACCAUCUUGAAUAAAGAUUUUAUGGGAAACAC
Molecule: messenger RNA, 2327 nt
Organism: Clupea harengus (Atlantic herring)
Lineage: Eukaryota; Metazoa; Chordata; Actinopteri; Clupeiformes; Clupeidae
Gene: kdelr2b
Product: KDEL endoplasmic reticulum protein retention receptor 2b
Biological process (GO): protein retention in ER lumen
Cellular component (GO): membrane
Molecular function (GO): ER lumen protein retrieval receptor activity
Source: RefSeq, a predicted model, not a curated record